Messenger RNA from Staurois parvus, 371 nucleotides. NCBI's taxonomy places the organism in Eukaryota, Metazoa, Chordata, Amphibia, Anura, Ranidae. The record is from the annotation of a GenBank genome assembly.
CACCAACUGAAUGAGCACAAGGAAAGGCUCAUUACUCUUGGCUUUUCCAACAUUACAAUGGAUCACCAUACACCAGAAUGCAACUGCACAUCAAAUGUGUGUUCCAUGUUUUCACAAGGAAUAUACUACUUAUAUCCAUUCACUAUUGAGUAUCAUAUAUUAGCCUCUACAAUGCUUUAUGUCCUAUGGAAAAAUAUUGGGCGCCAUGUAAAAAACACCAACAACAGCAGAAGAUUCACUUCAAGUUCCAUGGUAUAACAGCCGGUACCAUACUGGGGCUGAUAGUUCUUACAACCACUAUCGCUGUCCUGGUUGUGUAUCUCAUCCAGAUUGGACGUUCAAAGAGCAAAAGUGAACUUGCCCUAACCAUG